This is a messenger RNA of Colias croceus (clouded yellow), 2445 nucleotides long. It is a transcript of the gene Fas1, whose product is annotated as fasciclin-1. Lineage: Eukaryota; Metazoa; Arthropoda; Insecta; Lepidoptera; Pieridae. The record is from RefSeq and is a predicted model, not a curated record. Gene Ontology annotation, biological process: extracellular matrix organization; cell adhesion. Gene Ontology annotation, cellular component: extracellular matrix. Gene Ontology annotation, molecular function: cell adhesion molecule binding. The transcript has 16 exons. The coding region runs from base 120 to 2153 and encodes 677 amino acids.
GCUGCCUCCGAACAAGCCGGCAUUUACUGUCGUGCGCUCUCACAACGUGCGCCUUUCAUACCUCCCGCAGAUGAAACUCGCGAGUGUUCAGUGAAUUUGUGAAUCAGGAUGCUAUAAAAAUGGGUGGACGACACGUGUUAUUGUUUGUUAUGCUCGCAUGCUCUGUGGCUGCCGAAAGGAAGCCGACCAUCUCUGAGAAACUUAGCGAAGACGCAGAUCUGUCGCAGUUCCUGGCACUCCUGGAGCGGAAUGUGGUAGCAAACAUGAGCCUUCAGUAUCGGCAGAUGACGCUGUUCGCCCCCACCAAUGCAGCCUUCCAAAAGUACAACGGGGAAAUGGAUGACUCAUUAGUGCUUUAUCACAUAUCAAACUUGGCGACGACGCUGACGAAUUUGGAUUAUUCAAUAUCCUCUGAACUGGAUGGCAACCCUCCGUUAUUUGUGACGAGACGGCGGGACACACAACAUGAUGACAUUUACGUCAAUAACGCAAAAGUCGACGUCUCGAGAUCAUAUCAAGCUACGAAUAGGAACGGUAAACGACAGGUCCUACACGUGAUCGACCAAGUGCUACAACCGCUGCUCCCUCACGGCCCGAGCUCCAUCGGCUCUCCUGUUUACAACCCCAAUGCAUAUCAGUUUCUGGAACAUUCAGACGUAUUCGAUAUUGGCCAACAUCGACUCAGGUCGUUCCGGCAGAAAGUUAACCAGCUGCAAAAGAAAGAUGUCUUCAAUGCUGAUGGACGCCAUACAUUCUUCAUUCCCGUAGAUGAGGGUUUUAAGCCAACCACCCGCUCGGACCUGAUCGACGGUAAAGUGGUGGACGGGCACGUGAUCCCGCAACAAGUGCUGUUCACGCACGCGACCCCAGACGGCAAGGAGUUCGAGAGCCUCGCGUUCGGGGACAAUGUUAAAGUGAUCAUAUCCUUCACUACGGCCAUGAAUGGGAAGGAGGAACUGACAUACGUGAAAUCCAACACGGUGGCCGGUGACACGAAGCACAGCCGCGGCGUGGUGAUGGCGGACAUCGUGCGCGCCAACAUACCCGUCAAGAAUGGAGUGGUACAUCUCAUUCAGCGCCCUUUGAUGGUCGUGGACACUACAGUUGUUGAUUUCUUGAAGGCUAUGAAGUCUGCAUGUGACUCUGAGGAGCAAAAUGAAACUUUGGGCAUUGAAAAAGAAGACGGUCCGCUGUGCAAAUUUUACGAAGUCAUAAUGGACUUGGGGCCAAACAACCAGUUUCUGAACGAGUUGAACUUGGCCAAGGAUAUCACGCUGUUCGCGCCUUCCAAUGAAGCCUGGAAUGAGAACAGCGUACAGAAUAUACUCAGAAACCACCAGAAGCUUCGAGAAAUUUUAAGCCUCCAUUUGGUUCGCGAGCGAUUACCGAUGGACGUCAUAAUCCACAAUAACAUGAAUCAGAUCUACCAAGCGCCAACCGCUCUCCCCCGUAAGUAUCUCUACUUCAACGUGCUGGAGUCGCGCACGAACCAGACGCUCACCGUAGAGGGGGGAGGAGUGAACGCGACGGUCACACAACCGAACAUUGCAGCUACCAACGGGUUCGUGCACAUCAUAGAUAGAGUGCUUGGUGUACCCUAUACUACAGUGUUCGAUAAGAUGAAGACGGAUCCGAUGCUCAAUAUAACUUACAACCUUGGCAAGCGGCAGAUGUUCAACCACCAGCUCAACGACUUGGAGCAUCGCUACACAUACUUCGUGCCGCGGGAUCACGCUUGGCUCAAGUUCCAAAUUAAACACCCUUCAGCUUACAAUGCUCUGUUUAAAGAAGAUUUCGGUUACUAUACGCAGCAGAUCCUGGAGCGGCACCUGAUCCGCGCGGGGCGCGCGUACACGGUGUCGGACAUGAAGCUGCUCGCCAACGAGACGCACCCGCUCGUGCUGCCCACCGCGCGCGACCCGCUGCGUCUGCGCGUCAAGGAGUCCGACAAGAAUUACUACGUGGAAUGGAACGGUCGUUGGAUCCACGUGUUCCGGCCGGACGUGGAGUGCACGAACGGCAUCAUACACGUCAUCGACGAGCCGUUCGUGCUCGAGAGCGACAUCCGCGCGACCGGCGCCGCGAACCCACUCGCUCAUACCGCUACCGUUCUAGCGCUUUCCUUCCUUUUCGUUAGGAUUCUAGAGAAUUAGGAUGUUUUUACGCUAUGACAAUUUAGGACUUUUGUUCCUUGUAAUAGGUGCGAUUCGUUUGCGCUGGUUUAUGAAAAGGUUGUUUGCGGAAACGAAUCGUACUUUUAUAUUAGUCAGUUCUUUAAAGAAACGAAUCUUCAAUGGCGGCGCUUAUCAUUCCCUCUCACUCACACACGGCCGUACGGUAUGCAAAAAAAGGGAAAAAUAAAAUCACUAAAAUGUAUUUGAUUUUCCCUAUAAUAGUUUUUAUCAUAAAUUUACAAUGACAAUUAUGCAUUUGCGAAAGUAAAUA